AUGGCGACAAAGAAGCGAGGCCGAACCUGGAGGAAGAGGAAAAGGAGAACUCGCGAGCGGGACAAACGGCCAGGUACGGGAAGAGGAACGAUGGCUGCCAGAAACAUAAAGGCGGGAGAAGUCAUCAUUGCUGUACCCAGGAACAUUCUGAUAUCGUGCCGAACUGUUCUGUCCUCCAAACUGGGCACUGAGCUGAAAAAGUGGUCUGGUACCAGUCGCUUCACCUGUGCACAGGUACUCUCAUUGUUCCUCCUUUUGGAGAAGAACAAAGGGAAAGACUCGUUCUGGUAUCCUUACAUCAGGUCACUACCGAACAGUUUUACCACUCCCGUAUAUUUCACGGAAUCAGAGCUCAAUGCCUUAAGCCCUUCUCUACAAGAAAAGGCGAGAGACCUUAAGAAAGAGUUGCUCCACGCCUUCAAUGACCUUGAGCCGUUCGUGACGUCUUGUCUGCCCGAGUUGGACUCCACGUUCACGUUCGAUGCGUUCCGGUGGGCGUGGUCCGUUCUGAAGACGAGGACGCUGUACCAGGAGGAUUGUAGGAGUCCGUACCUGUCCAACAAGGAGCCGCAAACUUCAACACUGGUGCCGAUGCUAGACCUGAUUAAUCAUUCUCCUUCUGCAAAGGCAAGGUUCGGCUAUAACGUGAACACCAGCUGUUACGAGGUGCGCGUUUUGGAGCCCUACAGAAAAUACGACCAAGUUUUCAUAUCUUACGGGUUUGAGGAGAACACGGAGUUGAUGCUCAAGUUCGGAUUCUUCGUUCCAGAAAAUCCCAAAGACUUCAUGAAGAUAAACCUAAGUGAAAUGUUAGAGAGUCUACCACAGAUUAACGAUGAAGAGCGCAAGAACAAGGUGGACCUUCUGUUCGAUAGUGGAUUGCUAAGCUCCUAG
Messenger RNA from Branchiostoma floridae (Florida lancelet), 894 nucleotides. Its product is annotated as SET domain-containing protein 4-like. The record is from RefSeq and is a predicted model, not a curated record. The transcript is spliced from 7 exons. Gene Ontology annotation, biological process: positive regulation of transcription by RNA polymerase II; peptidyl-lysine trimethylation; peptidyl-lysine monomethylation. Gene Ontology annotation, molecular function: histone H3K4 methyltransferase activity; protein binding; histone H3K36 methyltransferase activity. NCBI's taxonomy places the organism in Eukaryota, Metazoa, Chordata, Leptocardii, Amphioxiformes, Branchiostomatidae. The coding region runs from base 1 to 894 and encodes 297 amino acids.